Molecule: messenger RNA, 1989 nt
Organism: Hibiscus syriacus
Lineage: Eukaryota; Viridiplantae; Streptophyta; Magnoliopsida; Malvales; Malvaceae
Product: BTB/POZ domain-containing protein NPY2-like
Exons: 4
Coding region: 66-1925 (619 amino acids)
Molecular function (GO): protein binding
Source: RefSeq, a predicted model, not a curated record
AUCGAGUAGCUAGGAAUAUUGUUUUUGAGGUUUAAGAGAGGGGAAGGGUUCUUUUGUUUGUCAAUAUGAAGUUUAUGAAGCUUGGAUCGAAGCCAGAUACCUUUCAGAGCGAUGGGAACAAUGUGAGGUACGUGGCAAGCGAGCUGGCAACCGACGUAACUGUCAUUGUAGGGGAUGUUAUGUUUCACCUGCACAAGUUUCCUCUUCUGUCAAAAAGUGCAUGCUUGCAAAAGUUGGUUGCAAGUGGUAAUGAGGAAAACAAUGUUGUUCGGAUUUUUUACAUUCCCGGAGGUCCAGCUGCCUUCGAGAUAUGUGCCAAAUUUUGUUACGGCAUGACUGUCAUCCUUAAUCCUUACAAUGUUGUCGCUUCUCGAUGUGCAGCUGAGUACUUAGGAAUGCAUGAGACCAUUGAAAAAGGGAACCUAAUUUAUAAGAUCGAUGUCUUCCUCAACUCCAGCAUCUUCCACAGCUGGAAGGAUUCUAUCAUUGUUCUUCAGGCCACAAAAUCUAUGUUACCAUUAUCCGAGGACUUGAAGGUGGUCAGCCUUUGCAUUGAUGCUAUAGCUACUAAGGCUUGCAUUGAUGUUUCCAAGGUCGAUUGGUCCUACACUUAUAACCGGAGGAAGCUCCCUGAGGAAAAUGGGAACGAUCCGAACUCUAAUGGUUUCAGAAGCCGACCUGUGCCAAAGGACUGGUGGGUCGAGGAUUUGUGUGAACUUGAAAUAGAUCUGUAUAAGCGUGUCAUAAUGAAUAUUAAACUAAAAGGAAUACUGUCUCACGAAGUGAUCGGAGAAGCUUUGAAAGCGUAUUCUUACAGAAGGUUGCCCGGUUUCAGUAAGGGCGGGAUCCAUUCAGGGGACGUCUUUAAGUAUAGAUCAACAGUUGAUACAAUUGUUUGGUUGUUGCCUGCAGAGAAAGGAAGUGUAUCUUGCAGUUUCUUGCUGAAGUUAUUGAAAGCAGCCAUUGUUGCUGACUCGGGAGAAAUGGCUCAGGAACAGCUACUGAGGCAAAUAGGACAGCAAUUGGAGGAGGCUUCUGUAAAUGAUCUUUUGAUACGAGCAGGUGAAGAGGAAGAUGUAAUGUAUGAUGUUGUUACGGUACAGAAAAUAGUGAGAGAGUUUCUGAUGCAAGAUCAGAAUGCUGAACUCUCGGAAGAAAAUGAGGUCCAGGAAAUACGAAGACCUGGAAUUUUAACCGAUGCUUCCACGUUGAUAGUGGCAAAAUUGAUAGAUGCAUACCUUACUGAAAUCGCAAAGGAUCCCAAGUUACCCUUGUCAAAGUUUGUAGACCUUGCUGAAAUGGUGUCUUGCAUCUCUCGGCCUGCUCACGAUGGGAUUUACCGAGCCAUUGACAUGUAUCUCAAGGAACACCCAGGGAUCAGCAAGAGUGAGAGGAGAAGAAUAUGCAAGCUAAUGGACUGCAAGAAACUGUCAGUUGAUGCAUGUAUGCACGCCGUGCAAAACGAGAGGCUCCCGAUGCGUGUAGUUGUGCAGGUUCUGUUCUUUGAGCAGGUGAGAGCUACUGCUUCAUCAGGAAGCAGCACUCCCGACUUACCUAGAGGCCUGAAGGAUCUAAAUAUCGGAUCUCAUGGGAGCUCAAGGUCAGCAGCAACCAACCCGGAGGAAGAUUGGGAUGCAGUGGCCACAGCCGAGGAACUCAAGGCCCUGAAAGGGGAAAUAGCUGCCUUGAGGAUGGGCAGCGGGAUAGGAAGGGGUGAAAGAAAUGGGGGAGAUAGCAGAAAUAGCGUCGACAAAGCUGUCAUUAGUAGAAUGAAGGUUUUACUUAAGUCCAAGAGGAUAUUUUCAAAGAUAUGGUCAAGCAAAGGUGAAAACAGUGGUUCGGAUUCAUCGGAGAGUCUCGGCUCGGCCAAUCUUGAAGAAGCGAAAUCAACAACAUCAAGAAAUAGAAGGCAUUCAGUUUCUUAAAGUAGAAAUGUAAGGAAAUCAUAGUAGCUGGCUUUUUGGUGGGUUUUUCUGGGCUGUUACUAAA